UAACAAUAUUAUAAACCCUAAAAUAAUAAAAUAAAGUGAUCUACACAGCUUUGAUAAUCAUGCUAACCAAAUUUUGAUAUCGAUUCAUGGUAGAUAAGCUAGUGUCAAGUAUCUCCCUAACUAUUUUGUAAGAUUAUUUGGCAUUUUCUUUUUCUUUUUUGGCAUCAUAGGUGGAUCAUCUAGGACCAAAAAAUAGUCUAUGGUCAUUUGUCAUGCCAAGAAAUUAGACAAGACCCCAAUGUGAGUCUAAUAUGAUCAGUGUCAAUUUUCAAGGUCCUUGUGGUUGCCUCUUUCCCUAAAGGAUGUUAAUUAAGGCCAGAAUUGCAACUGAGAAAUAAUAUUGUGACCUCAAAGUCACAUCGAGCCUUUUGAUGAAUUAGCAGAGUUUAGUGGUAUGAGAGAAAGAUCUUUUGGAUCUCUAGGGCUCAGUGAUGAAGAGCUGGGGAAACAAGCCAGAUAUUGUGCUACAAUGGGGAAAUAUCUAUGGAGCCUAACCUGCUUUGACCUAGACAAGCCAGGCCUGAUCAAUCAAAUGGCAAAGAAUAUGUGUCACCUCCAGAACUCUCCAUACUCUCUGGAAUUCUCACUCUUUUGAAUUUAAUGUCCAUAUCUUGAACAUCUUUCCUCAGACAUCACCUUAAUUAAUCUUUUUUAAAUUCGCUAAAGCAAGUAUGACUUUGAAGUGAAUCCUGUACUCUGUCAUUGAAGAUGGUAGUGUCAAUGAAAUUAGUACAAUUCAUCCUAGCUAUCAGGCAUUCGCCUAUUGAGGUUUAGGAAUAUUAUAGGAUUCUGUUGCAGAGGUGAUGGGCUUAAUGCAAUCUCUUUGUUCAAUUUAAGAAUGCUGAUGGGAGUUUCACCAAGGUGGCCAAGUCGGCAAGGUUUGAAGUUUGAACAAGUAUUUGUCAAAAAAUCUGCUAAGCUGUCUCAUGAUGGAUUUUAAGUUCUGAAGUUGAUGACAAAAGUUUGCUCGUGGGGAAGUCUAUGCUCAGGCUCAUUGUCUGUAUGCCUAAUAAAAAUGUCAAUAUCUUUGUUGAGGAUGUGGUUCUCUAUAUUAAAUUUAAGUUGAUACGCAUGCUCUUGUCCUGCCUCAGACUUUAAUUUGGCAACAGAUUUGAUUUUAUCUUACUUUGGCAUUUGAGGGGGAACCGAUAUCUUUGCUUAGUUAAGAUUAGAGUCUGGAUUUUUUUUCGAUUCAAGUGUAGCAAAGGGGGCUUCAAGCAGCAUGUUGUGCAGUUUAGUUAGCAAGGAGCAUUAAGGUGGCUGAUACAUGGGGAAAAGAGCUGAGGUCUGUUAUAUAAACUAAUUCUGCUAAGAUGGAUCAAAGAAUUAGAGAAUCCGGAUUCGGAGACUAACUAUGAUGGCCAUGCAUUUUAAGGCUUUUUUCCAUUGGAUUUAAUGUUCUUUUCACAUAUAAAUGUUUACCUUAUUCACUUUUGAAGACAUUUUGCUGUUUCUCUUAGUACUUUUCUUUAAUACUGUUUAUUAAAACAGCUUUAUAAUGCCCCCUAUUUCUUCAUAAUGGGAGAAGGAUUAACCAUUCUUCACUGAUGGAUGUGUUUCUCUGGUAUAAUCUGCAUUUUAAAUCGGUUUUUUCUAUUAUUUAUAUUUAAAUUAUAAGGGAUGUCUAAUAAUAAUUUUAAAAAUGUUCUAACAUGGCUGAAUGAUAAAGUGUGAUUAUCUUUCCCUAGUUGUGAAUAUUCUUUAAUUAGGGGAAUAAAAUGAAUUGAACAAGUAAUCACAUGCUUUGUCUUCACUAAUUAUUGUGAGUUGACAUUCAUGUCUUGAAACGAAACGUAUACAUUGCUUCACUGCUUCUAAUUUGCUGGUAACAUAAAUAGCUGAAAAUGGAAUGUCAAAUGGUAGUAUAAUAUUCCUUCCUCUUUAUUAAUUUAAUUACGUACCCAGUAAAAAAGAAAAAGGGGGAUAUAUAAUGUCAUAGAUUGGGGAAUUUUCAGUCUAAAAUUCUCUUUCUACCAUUUGGAAAUACCUUCUGGUUGAAUUCUUCAAGAUUUUAAUUAAGAUACAACAACUUUAUUCCAAAUUAUUUGUAUCAUUUUGAUUAGACAUGUUUAUCUACAAAUGCAUUACUUUGGCCGUUAAUUAUUUAAUUGUGAAUAGUGUUAUGAAGAAUUCAAAAGUAUCUUACAUUCUACUCCUCACGUAUUAUAAUAAAUACUUACUAGUAUGUAUUUGUAUUAACAUAAAUAUUAUGGUCAAAAUAGUAUAUGUGAAUAGCGAUAAAAGUUAUGAUGAUGCGAAUAAUUUGGUAUGGAAUGGGUAUUAUAAACACAGGAUAUUACAUACGGACUUUUAAUUUGCAGCUAUAAUCAUAUCAAUAGGGUGUUGUGUAGCUAAAUUGUUGGAUAUGAAGUACGAAGUAAUAUAACAAUGUGCAGCUAUGUUACUCGGACUCUUUCAUUUACCUACCUCACGUGUCCGUGUCGACACGACUCGUGCCGGACACCGACACCGACACUUGGACAGUUCAUUUUUAACUAAAACACAAUUUUUUUCAAGAAAAUGGGCGAGUCCGAUACUUGGACACCCGUGUCUAAUUGGACACUUCAUCCGAGUCCAAGUAACAGAGAUGUGCAGUUCAUUUUGUCAUUAAAUCUCUUGAUGAGGGUUUGCCUUCUGUAUGAUAUUCUUUAGCUUGUUAGUUUUAAGUAUGAACUGGUUCAAGUAAUUUUUCUAAUACUUAUGACAUGAAUGCUGACUAUUAUGAAACAGAGCCGUGAAGGGUUGUAUAUGGAUUUUUUUUUUAAUUUUGUUUAUGAUAAUACACCUAGUCAACAGCUGCCUCAGGACCCGUUUUAUAUGCCUCUCUUUGCUUUUUUUUCCUUCAUUGUCUUAUUCUCUGUCUCCGUGUUCUCUCAUAUAAUUUCAGGGUUUUCUGCUAUUGAAUUUGCUCCAUGAAUUGGUGGUGGCUAGGAGCUAUUGGUUCCGCUUUACACAGAAUAGAGAGUGGAGAUAUUCCAUCAAAAUACCAUAAUGUAGCACUUGUAGUUGGCGUGACUGGCAUCUCUGGUAAUAGUCUUGCAGAUAUCCUUCAGCUAUCUAGUACACCCGGUGGCCGGUGGAAGGUCUAUGGUGUUGGGCGAAGGCGUCAACCUGAAUGGCAGUUUCACCACAACCAUGUUCAAUAUAUCCAAUGUGAUAUGGUUGAUCCUGAAGCUACCCAAGCUAAACUUUCACAUCUGAGUGAUGUAACUCAUGUAUUCUACGUUGGAUGGGUUACCAAAUCCACUGAAGAGGAAACUUACGAAGAGAACGGCAGAAUGCUGCGUAAUGUUCUUAAUGCGGUCAUACCUAAUGCGCCAAAUUUGCAGCAUAUCUGUCUUCAAACAGGUCAGAAAUAUGCCCUACCUUCUUUGGACUCAUCGGCUGAAAUUCAAAAUGAACCUCAAUUUGUUGAGGAGUUGCCCAGGGAAGAUACUACCGAUAGUUAUUAUGCUAUGGAGGAUAUAUUGGCUGAGGAGGUGCAGGCAAAGGAGAAUCUGACGUGGUCAGUCCAUCGACCUGCUGUUAUGCAUGGGUUUUCUCCUUACAGUACUAGGAACAUAAUUGGUUCGCUCUGUAUUUAUGCCACUAUAUGCAAGCAUGAAGGACAACCCUUAAAGUUUCCAGGCAACCAGGCAGCCUGGGAUGGUUACUCAGAGGCUGCAGAUGCGGAUUUAGUGGCUGAGCAGCAAAUAUGGGCGUCACUUCAUCUCGAAGGCAAGAGGCAAGCAUUCAACUGUAGCAACGGGGAUGUGUUCAAGUGGAAAGAUCUGUGGAAGAUUUUGGCUGACGAAUUUGAAUUAGAAACCGUGGAAUUUGAAGAAGAUUCUACUACUCUUGAAGAAAUGAUGAGGGAGAAAGGUCCUGUAUGGGAUCAGAUUGUACAAGAGAAGGAUCUGCUUCCUACUAGAUUCGAGGAGGUUGGGACUUGGUGGUAUGUCGAUUCUGUCCUCAGAUGUCAGACUGUAUCAGACGAUUAUAUUAAUCGGGGUAUGGAGAAAAGCAGGAAGUUCGGAUUUGGGGGUUCCAGAAACACUGCAGAUUCAUUUCGUUUUUGGAUCUACAUGACAAGAAAGUACAAGAUAAUUCCUUAAUCUGCUAGGUUGUUGCUGCUGCUGCUGCUGCUGCUGCUAAUGGUAGCUGAAGCAGAUUGUCAUUUGAAUUCAGUGGAAUUGUUUUGAUGCGUCAACUAUGAAUUGGUCUACAAGUUAGGUUGUGCCCUCAACUUAGCCAAAAGCCAGCCAUAGACCAGAUCAUUUAUGAUAAUGGAAUCCCACUCUCUUUGAUAAUCAUCAAAUCACACGUUAAUGGCACAUCUUUAUUUUAUUUUAUUUUUUAAUCAUUUUUAUUAUUUUUUUGCAAUUUAGAGUACAAAGACUAGUCUUCUUUUUGUACCAUGUCUCAAGUUUGAACUUUUAUGUAUCAAAAACCCCUUUGUUAAAGUCAGACCAUAUAUAUUUAGAUUUAGGCUAUGAUCUAUAAUCUAAUUUUAUUUUA
Molecule: messenger RNA, 4497 nt
Organism: Chenopodium quinoa (quinoa)
Lineage: Eukaryota; Viridiplantae; Streptophyta; Magnoliopsida; Caryophyllales; Amaranthaceae
Product: 3-oxo-Delta(4,5)-steroid 5-beta-reductase-like
Exons: 2
Coding region: 2913-4094 (393 amino acids)
Source: RefSeq, a predicted model, not a curated record